ACAUUGUUUUCUUCCGGGACGCUGCUGUCACCAAAAAUGGCUUCUCUUGACAGAGUAAAAGUAUUAGUUUUAGGGGAUUCCGGGGUGGGCAAAUCUUCCUUGGUCCAUCUUUUAUGUCAAAAUCAGGUUUUAGGUAAUCCAUCAUGGACUGUUGGUUGCUCUGUGGAUGUAAGGGUUCAAGACUAUAAGGAGGGAACCCCAGAGGAGAAAACCUACUACAUUGAACUCUGGGAUGUAGGAGGAUCUGUGGGCAGUGCCAGCAGUGUCAAAAGCACCAGAGCGGUCUUCUACAAUUCAGUUAAUGGAAUUAUAUUGGUACAUGAUUUGACAAACAAGAAAUCCUCUCAGAAUCUUUACCGCUGGUCACUAGAAGCUUUGAACAAGGAUUCCUCUCCAACAGGAGUCAUUGUCUCAAACGGUGACUAUGAUAGAGAGCAGUUUGCUGAGAACCCGGUGCCUUUGCUGCUAAUUGGUACCAAGUUCGACCAGAUCCCAGAGAACAAACGAAAUGAAGUCCUCACCCGAACAGCCUUCCUGUCUGAAGACUUCAAUGCAGAGGAGAUCAAUCUUGACUGCACUAACCCGAGAUACCUUGCUGCAGGUACAUCAAAUGCAGUGAAGCUUAGCAGAUUCUUUGACAAGGUAAUAGAGAAGAGAUAUUUCACAAGAGAUCCAAGUCAGAUGACGGGUUUCACAGACAGAAAACGGUUCAACUUCAAAAGUUUGCACUAUGACUGACGAGCCACGAGCUACAGCCGUGGUCUGGGGUUUGGUCUUAAUGUGCCUGGGCUUUCACACCACAACCAUCACACUCACUAUCUGUCCCCCCUCUGUCCACCGGUAUUCUAUGAAGACUCAAACCUAUGCCGUAAAAGAUAGAAUUUUUAGUUUUAAGCAAACGUUGAUAUAGUUGACAAAACUUGCACAAGAAUUUUGUAAGAAAAUGUAAGAAAUGAAGCUUAUUGGCUCAUGUAAC
This is a messenger RNA of Seriola aureovittata, 976 nucleotides long. It is a transcript of the gene rabl3, whose product is annotated as RAB, member of RAS oncogene family-like 3. Gene Ontology annotation, biological process: intracellular protein transport. The record is from RefSeq and is a predicted model, not a curated record. The coding region runs from base 37 to 738 and encodes 233 amino acids. Gene Ontology annotation, molecular function: GTPase activity. The transcript has 8 exons. Lineage: Eukaryota; Metazoa; Chordata; Actinopteri; Carangiformes; Carangidae. Gene Ontology annotation, cellular component: endomembrane system.